AUGGCAACAUAUACAAGCUCCGAUGGGUAUUCCUUUGUUCGAACUUUUAGCAAUAUCAGUAAAGCAAGCGCUACCACUGUCGAGACCGUUGAUGUUGUUCCAAAAAGAAUGCCAGAGUACCAUUAUUAUCGAACCAUGUGGUGGGAAAAAGGCGACUUCAAUCCAAAAGCAAAUUGGGAAGAAGCAACACUUCCAUAUAAACUUGCGGUUGGUGUCACCUUGGAAGAAUAUGAAGAGCGUUCGGAUAAGUUUAACAUCCGUGGAUAUUGGGAAUGGGUUAACGGCGAUGUUAUAAUUUAUGAACUUCCUUCAAAGCCACACGAAGUUUUUAUUGUUACGAUAUCUGAAGAAAUAUUCUGGAGAUGCUCUCCUGUGCGUGGAACUGAUGGCAGUAUCAUAGGUCUUGGCGCAAUUCGAACUCGCGCCGACGAUUCUGAGAAAGAAGGGGAUGCAUCUUUUCGCCCUGAAAAACCACGAGUGCGACCACCAAAUGGGAGUGAUGGAAAGGGCGAGCCCUGGCCGAAUAUCGUCAUCGAAGUGGCGUAUUUUGAGAGUAAAUCACAUGUUCUUGAAAAAGUGAAAGAUUUCUGGCUACGCAAUUGGAGUCGUGCCCACGACGCGAUCGUGGUUAAGAUUGAUAAACCUCCUGAAGAAGACCAAGCUCCUUUACGGAUGCAAUUUGAAUUCGGUACCCAUGACAAAAAUGGGAACCUGACAAAUAUUCAACCAGGCCAAUGUGUCAUCAACAUUUCCCUUGAUUGUUUGUAUCACGAUGCGUUUCCUGAAGCUACAACUCACCGACAACUUCUCCCUGAUCCAAUU
This is a messenger RNA of Ambispora gerdemannii, 822 nucleotides long. Lineage: Eukaryota; Fungi; Glomeromycota; Glomeromycetes; Archaeosporales; Ambisporaceae. The record is from the annotation of a GenBank genome assembly.